AGAGCAGCUUUGUUGCACGUCCUUUUUGAUAGUUUGUCAGCUUUUGCGUUCCAAUAGCUAACUCACUCACUCUCUUAUUCAGUGACGGAUGUCCGGAAUGUAUGCAUGGUGUACUUUUAAGCCGUGCAUCUGAAUCUCAUGUACAGGCCUUAUGCCGAAAUCGAUUCUGACCAAUAGCCAGACCGCAAGUAAAUGAAGCUGUCGAAGAAAAUAAAUCGUCAUGUCAACCUCUAGAACAAAUGGAACUGUGGCUGCAGCCACCUUGAUGGUUCAGUCGCCUCCUCCGUCUGGGACAUCAACAUUCGGGUUGUUGGGAUGGGUCAUACUGUCGAUCGUCAAAGUUGUACCCAGCGUAUUGCUUUCAUUAAUUACCUUGGCGACAAUCACCAUACCGACGUGGAUCUACACGAUACUAUCAUACAGUCUGACUGUGACAGUUAACUUCAGCACCAUAGCGUUCAUCGUUGUGGCGUUCGUGUCUACUCUGAGUUACUUCAUCAGAUACAGGUAUCAUACUUAUGCACGGCUUCCUGCAGAACCUCCAAGGAAAGAACCUGAGGUUGAGUUAUUCCCCGAGCAACAAGAUGACGAAGCAAAGCCCGGGCUUUCGAAUUAUUUAGAUGAAUUCAUGAGCGCAAUCAAGGUCUUUGGCUACCUAGACCGCCAUGUCUUCCAUGAACUCACGCGUACGAUGCACACGAGGAAGCUCGUCGCUGGCGAGACCCUAUCGCUUGAUGAAGAGAAAGGGUUCUGCAUGGUUGUAGAAGGAAACGUGCAGGUCUUUGUUCAUUCGAAGAAUGCGGGGCCAGGGGAUCGCUAUGAUGGCUCUGAAGAUGAGGAGGCGCAUAAUGGAGAGGGCCACCAGGGGUAUCAACUACUGUCCGAAGUCAAAAAUGGUGCCCCUUUGUCUUCGCUCUUCAGCAUCCUGUCGCUUUUUACUGAAGACGUCAAGCUCAAGCACACAGAAAAGCCAGAUUCUGAUUACUUCGGCCCUCAAACUCCUCAGAAACAUCGCACAACCUCUGUCCACAUUGACGGAAGCUUCGUGACACCUGACAGUUUGACGAUUCUAGACAGUCCUUUGCGGAUGGGUCAAGAACAUCCAAAUCCAGGCUCGCACCGUCAAUCAGUGGCCAGCGCUACAAGCCCCACGGCAGGCGGUCGACUGCCUAAAGUUCCACCGCUUAGCCUUGAUCUUAACAUGCCUGAGACAAAGCAUACUCAGCACGGAAAUAACCACUCUCGAAGGGGUUCAGAUCAGCCAUCAGCACAUCCUGACAUCGUCGCCCGUGCAGCUGAAGAUUCCACGAUCGCCAUCAUUCCUGCAAUUGCAUUUCGCCGCCUAACGCGCAUUUACCCAAAAGCUACUGCGCAGAUCAUUCAAGUCAUCUUAUCACGCUUCUAUCGCGUCACCUUAGUAACCGGCCACCAUUAUUUGAGUCUCACGCACGAGAUUUUAAAGACAGAAAGACUUAUUGACAAAUUUGCCCACUGUGACCUUCCUGGUUACCUUCGGGAUGCCCCACUGGGGAGGCUCAAGGAAAAAUUCGAACAAGAAAAAGAGCGAACGAAGCCUGAAGAAAGGUUAAAAGGAAUAGCUUUGCAUAAUCCGGGCGCUGGUCGAAGACGACGCUCAAGCAGUACAUUACGACGAGAAGCAACUUUGCAGGUUCGGCUCGCAGAAAGUCGAUCUAGGAGAUUGCAUUCGCCUGAUGCCUGGAAAUCAUCCGAACGCCGGACCUCACCUGAAGCAGAAAGGGGUGGAAUAAGUGCAGGAGACCUCCUCACUGGCAGUACAGCACACCGAGCCUCAUUCUCGCAGCCGUUACAAACUCCUGGUCCAUCUUUGCGUCGAUUAGUGCGAUCUCCACUCGACAAAGGUCAUUUUGAUCCAAGGCCUAAGCAAUUAGAGCGUCAGAAUUCUGUCGACGAGGAUGAUCUUUUCAGACAAACAAUUCUUGAAAAUAUGUGCAAUGCAAUUGGUCUAAGCAAGGAUAACAUGUUUACUGCACCAACACCAACGAUCGAGCAAUCACCAAGACUGGUUUCAUUUGAUUCUCGGCGAAAUAAGGCUGUCUUUGGCAGUGCAUUCCAGAUGAUAAGCGGUAAUGACGUUUCAGUCGAUGGCGAUUCGGUGUCAUUAGCGUCCGAGUCGAAUUCUGCUUACGGACUUACUCCCACGCAGAAUAUUCUUGAGGAUAUGGUCAACGAGGUUGAAAUUGUUUAUUUCCAGAAAGGCUCUGUACUGGUUGAGCAAGAGGAGCGUCUCCCUGGUCUCUAUUAUGUACUCGACGGCUUCCUUGAAGUAAGCAUGACGACAGAAGAGGAGGGCCAACAAGCCAACAUUCUUGGGACUGCAGCAUCUUCAGUAAGUCUUGAUAGCCUAAAGGGUGCAGGUGGCAAACCAACGGAAUUUUCGAGAAGACCAAACACAAAUACUCGAAGCAGGAGCAGAGCCAAUGUCAACACAAAGCGGCAUAGACACACAUUGACUCUCGUCAAACCAGGCGCUAUUGCCGGAUAUUUACCAGCUGUUUCUUCCUACCGUUCAUUUGUGGAUAUCACAGCUAAGAGCGAUGUGGUUGUUGGAUUCUUACCACGUGCAUCCCUGGAUCGUCUCGUCGACCGCUUCCCUAUUAUUCUUCUUACACUUGCAAAAAGACUCACUGCAGUUCUGGAUCGUACAAUUUUGCAUAUCGACUUUGCGCUUGAAUAUAUACAGGUCAACGCCGGCCAAAAAAUUUACAACCAGGGUGAUCAAAGCGACUCGAUUUUUAUCAUAUUGAAUGGGCGGCUUCGCGCCAUACAGGAAAAGCCAGAUAAGACUCUCAAUGUGCUUGGGGAGUAUGGUCAAGGUGACAGUGUGGGUGAGCUUGAGGUUUUGACCGAGACUACACGCCCUGGCUCCUUGCAUGCAAUUCGUGACACCGAGCUUGCGAAGCUUCCUAAGAUGCUUUUCAACAGCCUAGCUCAGGAACAUCCUGGGAUCACCAUGAAGAUGUCACGAAUCCUUGCGAAACGUAUGCGGGUGUUGAUGGAAAGCUCUCAACAUAUGCACAGUGAAAAAUCACCCACAAAUUUUGUUACGGGCAAUCCAUCCUCUACUGCAAAUUUACGGACAAUUUGCAUUUUACCCGUUACCUCAGGAGUUCCUGUCGUCGAGUUCGCCAGCCGACUUACGAAUGCGCUGACCCAAAUUGGAACAUCAGUUGCAUCCUUGAAUCAGUCCGCUAUCCUUAACCACCUUGGCCGCCACGCAUUCUCGAAAAUGGGAAAGCUCAAGCUGCAACAAUACCUCGCAGACCUCGAGGACAAAUUUGGAAUGGUGCUCUAUGUCGCUGAUACGAAUGUACAAUCGCCGUGGACGCAAACAUGCAUAGUUCAAAGCGACUGCAUUCUGCUCGUUGCAGUAGCAGAUGGUUCGACAUCAGUUGGAGAAUACGAGCGCUUACUGCUCACUACGAAAACUACCGCCAGACGAGAGCUCGUCCUAAUUCAUUCGGAGCGAUUAUGUCCUCCAGGUCUAACGAGGAAAUGGUUACGCAACCGGGUCUGGAUCAACGGUGGCCAUCACCAUGUACAAAUGACCUUUAGAGCAGCUCCAGAACCUUUACAUCCGCCAAGUGGUCGGAGGUUCGGUACGGCCAUCAAGCAAAGAGUCCAGAUCAUACAGGCGGAAAUACAGAAAUAUACGAGUCGAAAAGUACGCCAGACUCCGUUAUACUCAGCUGAAACUCCAUUUAAAAGCGAUUUCCACCGACUAGCACGAAGAUUGUGUGGAAAAUCUGUCGGACUCGUGUUAGGAGGUGGCGGUGCUCGUGGAAUCGCGCACGUUGGUGUCAUACGAGCUCUGGAGGAAGCUGGCGUUCCAAUUGAUAUGGUUGGCGGGACAUCAAUAGGGGCAUUCGUCGGCGCACUUUAUGCCUGGGACGCGGGCAUUGUACCUAUGUAUGGUCGCACCAAACGCUUUGCAGGUCGAAUGGGUAGCAUUUGGCGGUUUGCUCUUGAUUUAACGUAUCCUUCCGCCUCUUAUACCACCGGCCACGAAUUCAACCGCGGUAUCUUCAAGACCUUUGGAGACUACCUCAUUGAAGACUUUUGGCUUCCGUUCUACUGUAAUACGACUAAUAUAUCAAAAUCUCGCGUUGAGUACCAUACCAGUGGCUACGCUUGGCGCUAUGUCCGAGCUUCGAUGUCACUCGCGGGUCUUCUUCCACCACUCUGCGACGAAGGCUCAAUGCUUCUUGAUGGCGGCUAUGUUGACAACCUUACGGUAAUGCAAAUGAAGUCCCUCGGUGCCGACGUUAUCUUCGCCGUUGAUGUCGGGUCCUUAUACGACGACACUCCCCAGCAAUACGGCGAUUCGCUUUCGGGAUUCUGGUCUGUUUGGAACCGAUGGAACCCAUUCUCCAGCACCCCGAAUCCGCCCACCUUAGCAGAAAUCCAGUCCCGUCUUGCGUAUGUAAGCAGCGUCGAUGCGCUUGAGCGCGCGAAGACAAUGCCGGGGUGUCAUUACUUGAGGCCGGCAAUUGACCCCUUUGGCACGCUGGCUUUCAAUCAGUUCGAUGAGAUUUACAAGGUCGGAUAUGACUACGGCGUAGAGUUUUGCAAAAAUUUGAAGGAACAGGGAGUGUUACCAAUGCUGAAUACGGAGCUGGAAGAUGGAAGCAAAGGAGAUUUGAGACGAACCAUGAGAGCAAGAAGAGCAAGCAUCUAGAUUAAUGCUACAAGGUUAUAUAACUCAUAGGUAGCCGCUGAGAAGGAUAUUUCAUUCGAUUUACUUUUCCCAGUCUCUGUUCUUUAGAAAGCGCUGCUUACUUACAGUAUCC
This is a messenger RNA of Verruconis gallopava, 4829 nucleotides long. RefSeq lists its product as uncharacterized. Gene Ontology annotation, biological process: phosphatidylcholine metabolic process. Gene Ontology annotation, molecular function: phosphatidylcholine lysophospholipase A1 activity. The coding region runs from base 221 to 4717 and encodes 1498 amino acids. Gene Ontology annotation, cellular component: endoplasmic reticulum. The record is from RefSeq and is a predicted model, not a curated record. The transcript has 2 exons. Lineage: Eukaryota; Fungi; Ascomycota; Dothideomycetes; Venturiales; Sympoventuriaceae.